Naumovozyma castellii is the source of this 666-nucleotide messenger RNA. It is a transcript of the gene PIS1, whose product is annotated as CDP-diacylglycerol--inositol 3-phosphatidyltransferase. Lineage: Eukaryota; Fungi; Ascomycota; Saccharomycetes; Saccharomycetales; Saccharomycetaceae. Bases 1 to 666 code for a protein of 221 amino acids. The transcript has a single exon. The record is from RefSeq and is a predicted model, not a curated record.
AUGAGUUCAACUAAAAUGCCAGCUGGAUCAACCACCGCUAACACAGUGUUCUGGUAUAUUCCAAAUCAAAUUGGUUAUAUGCGUGUCUUAACCGCCGUGAUUUCUUUCUUUACAAUGCACAACUACCCUGUAUUUACUGGGUUGGUAUAUGGGAUCUCAUGUUUGUUGGAUGCGCUUGAUGGUACCAUGGCUAGAAAGUACAACCAGGUAAGUACUUUAGGUGCUGUUUUGGAUAUGGUUACUGAUAGAUCUACUACAUCUGGUUUGACAUGUUUCUUAUGUUAUAAGUUUCCUUCCUGGUGUGUUAUUUUUCAAUUGCUAUUGGCUCUCGAUAUCUCAAGCCAUUAUAUGCACAUGUACGCUACGUUAAGUAGCGGUACUACUUCUCAUAAGAAUGUCAGUAACGAGUCUUCUAAGUUGUUACAUCUUUACUAUACAAGAAGAGAUGUUCUGUUUACUAUUUGUUUUUUCAAUGAAAGUUUUUACGGUGGUUUGUAUUUGUUUGCCUAUGACAACUACCACACGUUUGGUAAAUGGGUUGCUUUGAUCAGUUUACCAGGGUUCAUUUUUAAGCAGAUUACAAAUGUUAUUCAAUUACAAAGAGCUGCUCUGAUUUUGGCAACCUCUGAUGCCACCAAAGCCAACGAAAGGGCAAAAUCAAAUUAA